Penicillium oxalicum is the source of this 1731-nucleotide messenger RNA. It is a transcript of the gene cps1, whose product is annotated as Gly-Xaa carboxypeptidase. The record is from RefSeq and is a predicted model, not a curated record. Gene Ontology annotation, cellular component: fungal-type vacuole lumen. The transcript is spliced from 3 exons. Lineage: Eukaryota; Fungi; Ascomycota; Eurotiomycetes; Eurotiales; Aspergillaceae. Gene Ontology annotation, molecular function: metallocarboxypeptidase activity. The coding region runs from base 1 to 1731 and encodes 576 amino acids.
AUGAAAGGCUCAACGCUUCUAGGAUGGGCAUCAGUGCCCACGGCUCUUGCUCUGGGCAUUCCCCCGCAAGUGGUGCUCUCUGGCAAGAUCACCAAAGGACUCAAGACGUUGAAUCCGUUUGCUGCCAAAAGUGAGGUCUGUCCGCAAGCACCCAAGAUUACAUUGCCUGAGGAUGGGUUCCAUUCUUCCUUGGAUUUUCUCAAGGAUAAGGAGUUCCGUGCGCGUCAGGCAACACGACUGUCUCGGGCAGUGCAGGUCCCGACGACCGUGGGCGAUUUUGCGACAGAUCCAUAUGAUGAGUCCUUUGAGCCAAUUGUCAAGUUUCAGUCGCUUCUCAAGGAGAUGUUUCCUCUAAUUCACGCCAAAGCAAAAGUAGAACACGUCAAUCGCUUGGGCCUAGUCUUCACUCUACAGGGAAGUGAUACCGCCCGUAAACCGAUCUUGUUCAUGGCACAUCAGGACGUCGUGCCAAUCGAUGACCCCUCCGACUGGACGCAUCCCCCCUUCUCCGGUCUCUUUGACGGCGAGUGGAUCUGGGGCCGCGGCUCGAGCGACUGUAAAAACACCCUGAUCGGCGUACUUUCGGGUGUGGAAGAUCUUCUCUCGCAGAAAUGGCGUCCUCAGCGCACGAUUGUUCUCGCCUUUGGAUUCGACGAAGAGUCGCACGGCUUCCUUGGAGCGGGCUCCAUCUCCGCCGUCCUCGAGGAGAGAUACGGCAAGGAUAGCUUCGAGUUUGUCCUCGAUGAGGGUGGCACAGGCUUGCAGAGCCUCGGAAACGAUAGCAAUGUUCUCUAUGCCCUGCCCGCUGUCGGCGAAAAGGGGAGCCUUGACCUGGUGCUGGAGCUUGCCGUCCCGGGAGGUCACAGUAGUGUGCCGCCUGCGCAUACGGGCAUUGGGAUCAUGUCUGAGAUCAUCUACGAGCUGGAACGCAAAGAACUGUUCUCCCCACGUCUUGAUCCCUCGCACCCGUCCUUUGGGACGCUUGAAUGUCAAACCCGGUAUUCGCCGGACUCUGUUGAGCCUUGGCUCGCCGACAAACUGGCGGAAGGCGACCCUGAAGCGCUCGCCGAGGCCAUCGCCAACUCCCGUGGUCGCGCGGUCCGGUAUACUCUCCAAACCUCCCAAGCGGCCGAUCUCUUCAACGGUGGCGUCAAGACGAAUGCUCUACCAGAGAAAACUUCCGCAGUGGUCAAUUAUCGCGUUGCAUUGCACAUGACCCCCGACCAACUGCGCGAUCGUGCCGUCCGGAUCAUCAAACCCAUCGCCGAUGCCCACAACGUCACUCUUCAUGUCGAUUUCCCUGGAAUGGCCACUACCAGAGACGAAUUUGGCGGAACGGGCGAUCGUUCUCUGACCCUUUCACCCCUCAUGGAGCCUCUUAGUCCUGCUCCCAUCUCUCCCACCGACCCCUUGACCUCCAAGACCUGGGCGCGAUUCUCGGGCGUGGCACGGAGUGUCUUUGAGUCCCACCCGAACCCCUUGAUUUCCAAGGACAGUGCGGAAUCCAAGUCGACCCCGACGGUUGUGGUCACUGGAGACAUCAUGACUGGAAACACCGACACGCGGUUCUACUGGUCUUUGACGAAGAACAUCUACCGAUGGAGUCCAUCCCGCCAGGGUGGCUGGUAUAAUAUCCACACGGUGGAUGAACGGGUCCACCUUGAUGUUCAUCUGGAGGGAAUCAUGGUCUAUUACGAUCUCAUCCGUGCUUUUGACCAUUGGACUGAUUGA